Lathyrus sativus (Indian pea) is the source of this 1500-nucleotide messenger RNA. The record is from the annotation of a GenBank genome assembly. Lineage: Eukaryota; Viridiplantae; Streptophyta; Magnoliopsida; Fabales; Fabaceae.
AUGAUUAUCAAAAAAAUUCUCUGUAUAAAUAGCAGGAAACAGAAACUACCGCCAGGUCCAAAACCGUGGCCUAUAAUUGGUAAUCUUCCUGAGAUACUUUUAAACAAGCCUGUAUCUAAAUGGAUAUACAAGAUUAUGGAAGAAUUAAACACCGAAAUAGCAUGUAUCCGUCUAGGAAAUGUCCACGUUAUACCUAUUACUUCCCCAGAUCUUGCUUGUGAAAUCUUAAAAAAACAUGAUGCUACUUUUGCAUCAAGACCAUUAACCAUGUCCACUGAUAUUGUCUCCGAAGGUUAUCUGACAUCAAUUGUCGUACCUUUUGGAGAACAAUGGAAAAAAAUGAGGAAAAUCAUCGCAAGCGAAUUGUUCUCGCCCUUAAGGCAUCAAUUUCUUCAAGACAAAAGAAAUGAAGAAGCUGACAACCUUGUGUCUUAUGUCUACAACAAUGGUGGCCUUGUGAAUGUUAGGGUUGCUUCAAGACAUUACUGUGGGAAUGUGUAUAGGAAAUAUUUUUUUAGUAGAAGGUAUUUCGGAAAAGGUAUGGAAGACGGAGGGCCUGGCGUUGAAGAAAUAGAACAUGUAGAUGCUGUUUUUUUAUUGCUUAAGCAUCUUUAUGCUUUCUCUGUAUCUGAUUAUGUUCCAUGGUUAGGGGUGGUGGAUUGGGAUGGACAUAAGAGGGAGGUGAAAAAAGGAAUGGCUAUAAUGAAGAAGUAUCAUGAUUCUAUUGUUGAAGAGAGAUUCAAAGAGUGGAAUGAUGGAUCAAAGACCGUUGAAGAGGAUUUGUUAGAUGUUAUGAUCUCAUUGAAAGAUGUUAAUAAUAAUCCAUUAUUAACAUUGAAGGAAGUUAAAGCACAGGUUACGGAAUUGAUUUUGGCAGUGGUGGACAAUCCAUCAAAUAUAGUUGAAUGGACAUUAGCUGAAAUGAUAAACCGCCCAGAAUUGAUUCAAAAAGCCACAGAAGAAUUGGAUAAAAUAGUUGGGAGAAGUAGAUUGGUCCAAGAAUAUGACAUUCCUCAGCUCAAUUUUGUGAAAGCUUGUGCCAAAGAAUCAUUACGCCUCCAUCCAACAGUGGCUUUCAAUGUUCCACAUGUCUCUAUGAACGAUACACUAGUUGGAAGUUACUUCAUACCAAAGGGUAGCCAUGUGAUAAUAGGAAGAGACGGUCUUGGAAGAAACCCAAAAGUUUGGAAAGAACCUUACGAGUACAAACCUGAACGCCAUCUCAAGAAUGAUGAGUCUGAUGUGACACUGACAGAGCCAAAUUUGAAGUAUUUAGCCUUUAGUGUAGGGAGGCGUGGUUGUCCUGGUGUGAUGCUUGGCACUACAAUGACUAUUAUGCAAUUGGCUAGGUUGCUACAUGGCUUCACUUGGAGUGCACCUGACGAUACAUCGGGUAUCAACCUUGUUGAGGCUGAAGGUGAUAUGUUUCUGGCUGAGCCACUUCUGGCAGUAGCAAAGCCAAGACUAGCAUUAAAUUUGUACAACUUUUUAUUGAAGUGA